This is a messenger RNA of Chaetomium strumarium, 1511 nucleotides long. Its product is annotated as WLM domain-containing protein. Bases 304 to 1419 code for a protein of 371 amino acids. The transcript has a single exon. Lineage: Eukaryota; Fungi; Ascomycota; Sordariomycetes; Sordariales; Chaetomiaceae. Gene Ontology annotation, molecular function: proteasome binding. The record is from RefSeq and is a predicted model, not a curated record.
UGUCGGAGGCGACUGAGAACGUGAGCCUUAGAAACAAUUCUCAGUUCUCAACUAGGUACUUUCAACAUACAAUCUACAUAUCACCAUCUGAUCUUGAAUCUCAUUCCUUGUCAUCCCAGUUCAUUUGUUCUCGAGAGUGGCAGUCGCUGCCUCAGUCCACCUGCACCGUCGAGUGAAUGACGUGAUUGAACGACAAGUGAGGCGCUCAUCACAACUCAUCGCAAGUCAAUCGGAUAGCCCUUUUCUGCAGCCCUCAUUCAUUCACCUGUGACACAUUCUCUCUACACAUCACGUCACUUGCUCAUGUUGGAUAUGGCGGAGCCAUCACCGAACGAUACCCGGAUAGACUCACUCAAUCCCUCAGACGACGAUGAGUCGUCGCCCGUCGAGAUCACACUCAAAUUCCCUCCGGAGAAGCACAGCCAGAAAUGGGUCUUCUCUUCUUCCGACACCUUUGAGCACCUAAUCCUCUCCCUUUCCCUCGAGUUUCCAUCCUACGACUGGUCCAAGGCGAAAGCCCUCCUCGAGAAGCGCCAACCAGGCCUCAAAUCGCUAUACACCCCCUCCGACGACGCGCAUAUCCCCCUCUCAACCCUCCAUGACACCACCCUCCGGCUGCUCGCCCCGCAGACCUCAGCCCUGUCCUCCCUCCAGCACCAGCGGGACGCCGCGACAAGCUGGCAAGCGAAACGGGCCCUCGCGCGCGCGCGCUACGCACGGCUACCCGCCGCACAGCGCGCCACGGCCGACGACCUGAACUACACCUUCCACACCCUCCGCCCUUUACCCCACCUGCCUAACUCGGCCCGUAGCAUGGCCUUCCUCGAGCGGCUCAAGGCGGACCCGGGCAUCCGCGCGACGAUGCGCAAGCACCGCUUCAGCGUCGGCCUGCUGACCGAGAUGGACCCGCUCAGCCACACGGCGGCGUCGCACGAGGGGGUCACGCGCAUCCUGGGCUUGAACCGCAACAAGGGCGAGGUGAUCGAGCUGCGGCUGCGCACGGACGCGUACGACGGCUGGCGCGACUACCGCGUCAUCCGCAAGACGCUGUGCCACGAGCUGGCGCACAACGUGCACAGCGAGCACGACGCCAAGUUCUGGGCGCUGUGCAAGGAGAUCGAGCGCGAGGUGGAGAGGGCCGAUUGGAAGCACGGUGGCCGGACGGUGGGGGAGGAAGAGUACGCGCCGGAAAGGGAAGGGGGGCAAGACGAAGGGGAGGGGGAGGAGGAGGGAAUGGUCAUGGACCAUGGCGGGUGGGAAGGGGGCACGUAUGUUCUUGGUGGAGGGGCCAAUACGGAGGGGUUGAGCGAGAGGGAGAUCAGAGCGAGGGCGGCAGAGGCGAGGUGGUCGAAUCUGGAGAGGGCGACGAGGCAGAGUGGUGAUGGGAAGGGGGAGUCUGCGCAGGAGAAGAGGGGCUAAGGGGGGUGAUGGUUAGGCGCUUGGAGUUAUUAUCUAUAGGGUCAUAUAUCUAGGUUCUAGAACUGGGACUGCGAAGGGAUCAUGAUCUUGAC